This is a messenger RNA of Labeo rohita (rohu), 1272 nucleotides long. RefSeq names its product GTPase IMAP family member 9-like. Lineage: Eukaryota; Metazoa; Chordata; Actinopteri; Cypriniformes; Cyprinidae. Gene Ontology annotation, molecular function: GTP binding. Bases 1 to 1272 code for a protein of 423 amino acids. The record is from RefSeq and is a predicted model, not a curated record. The transcript is spliced from 3 exons.
AUGGACUCAAAAGAAAGAGAAGAUGAUCUGAGGAUUGUGCUGCUGGGAAAAACUGGAAUUGGGAAAAGUGCAUCUGGAAACACCAUCUUAGGAAGAAACACGUUUAUUUCAGACAUUUCUCAAAAGUCUGUUACUAAAGUGUGUCAGAAAGAGACAGCUGAAAUCAAUGGUAGACAUGUUACCGUGAUUGACACUCCAGGACUGUUUGAUACUGAACUCAGUAAUGAAGAAAUACAGAGAGAAAUCAGCAACUGCAUCCACAUGUUCCUGCCUGGACCACAUGUGUUUCUCUUACUGAUUCCACUGGGACGAUUCACUCAAGAAGAGCAAAGAGCAGUGAAGAUCAUUCAAGAGACGUUUGGUGAAAACUCGUUAAAGUACACCAUAGUGCUCUUCACUAGAGGAGACUUUCUGCAGAACAAAACUAUUGAAGAGUUUCUGGGAGAACCUGCAUCUGCCCUUAAAAACCUCAUUGAUGAGUGUGGAAACAGAUUCCAUGUGUUCAAUAAUAAAGAGACUGGAGACCAAACACAGGUGACUGAUCUACUGCAGAAGAUAGACAACAUGGUGAAAGCAAACGGAGGGAGUUACUACUCAUGUAAGAUGUUCAAAGAGAUGGAAAGAGAAUUACAAGAAAAACAAAAGAACAUACUGAUGGAGAGAGUGAAGCAACUGAAAAAAGAAAAAGAAGAACUGAUGAAGAAACAUAAAGAAGAGAAACAAAGGAUAAAGAUGAAAAUGGAGAAAGAUCAUGACAAAGAAAGAAAGAGAAGAGAAGAAGAAUUUAUUGAGAGAGAAGAACAACAUAAAAGAGACAUCAAAGAACAAGAGAGAAAGCUGCGAGAGGAAAUUAAUAAAGAACGAGAGGAGAUGAAGAAAGAACAAGAAGAGAUGAAGAGAGAACGAGAGGGAAAACUUACCCAAGAGAGAGAGAAAAUGGAAAGAGAGAAAGAAGAUCUUCAAUCCAAGCAUGAAAUAGAGAAAAAGCAAAUGAAGAUGACGAUGGAUGUGGAAAGACAGGCUCAUGAUCAAGAGAGGAAGAGAAGAGAAACAGUAAUGCAAAGAGAACGAGAAGAUUGGGAGAGACAGAAACAAGAAGCAAGACAAAGAAAAGAAGAGGAAGAGAAAUGGAGAAAGAAAGAACAGGCAAUGUGGGAUGAAUAUAAUGAGACACUCAAACAAGAGAUGGAGAGAAUGAACAUGAAGAUGGCAGAAGAAAAACAGAAACAUGAUAAAGAGAGAGAGAAGAUGAAUUUAAGAAGAGAACAAUAG